Panthera uncia (snow leopard) is the source of this 6276-nucleotide messenger RNA. RefSeq names its product zinc finger protein 121-like. The coding region runs from base 1903 to 3492 and encodes 529 amino acids. Gene Ontology annotation, biological process: regulation of DNA-templated transcription. The transcript has 8 exons. The record is from RefSeq and is a predicted model, not a curated record. NCBI's taxonomy places the organism in Eukaryota, Metazoa, Chordata, Mammalia, Carnivora, Felidae. Gene Ontology annotation, molecular function: DNA-binding transcription factor activity, RNA polymerase II-specific; RNA polymerase II cis-regulatory region sequence-specific DNA binding.
CGGCAGGAAGCGGAAGUGGUGUCACGAAUUCGCCGGAGUUUCUUCGCCUGCUGCUUCGCGCAGCAUUGAGCACGUUGGGCUGCUGGUGGUUGGACGUGGGCCCGCUGUGCUGGGGAAGGCGUGAAGGGAGGCAGGACGUGGGAGUCCAAGGCCGGUUUUAGUCGGGGUCGCCGAUGGGCCUGCUUAACGGCCGGGCCGCGCGGCUCGCAUCCGCCUAGACCGCCCGACAGGCCGCCGAGGCCGGCGGUUCUGGCGCGGAGCCGCUGUGGUCCUGCUGGGAGGGCGCGUGCGCGGGGUGUUCGUGGCCACUGUGCUCGCCUGUCCUGCAGCGUGCAAGCGGCCUUUGUGACUUUUGUCCCAAAGGAAAAGAGUUUCUGCCGCUGGGAGUGGCCCAGACUCCGCCCCGUUACUCGCAGCCUCAGGGACCCGGCCGGUGAGCGUUCUGGAAAGUUGGGUCAGCGGGGCCUGUGUUUCCUUUCGGUGGGGAAGGGAAGAGGCAGUUUUAUCUGAGAAUGUGGCUUUGUCUGCGCUCGUCUUUUCUUCGGGACACACUGUCUUAGGCAGGUGAUAUGCUUUCUCGGCUGUGUGUAGUGUGCAUGUUUCAGUACCUAGUUAUACACACGUGCUCCACUGGUCUUUGUACUAAAGAGAAACCAAUGGAGGCGUGAAUACUCCAUUUUCAGAAUAACUGGAUUUCCCAUUAACAGGGCAUUUGGACUAAGUUUUUUCCCGACAUUUUUUGCGUAAAAUCUUAAACCUAAAGGAAAUGUAAGCAACUGUUGCUAUGAAUGUGCACCGAAGCAGAUUCACCCAUUUUCGCAUUUUGCGUGGUUGCGCUCUUUGGAUAAAGAAAUGUAUUUUUUAGCGGAUUGUUUGCGAGUAAAUAGGAAAUAAAUUGUAGACAUGAUACAUGACCUUUAAAUACUCGGAAAUGCAUGUUUUAAGGAUGAGGUUUUACUACUGAAAUCAUCAUACAGUGAUUCAGCCGCGAAAAUUAAAAAUGUUAAUGCAAUAUGUACUGUAUAAAAAGUAAAAUUUUCCACUUUACCUCAGAAUAUGUUUUGGAUCUCGGAUGUAUUCAAGGUUUAUAUAUGACAAUUGUUUGUCUCUUAGGCUCUUCUAACCUGCGGCAGAGCCAUUGUUUCUUCAUGAUACUGACUUGGAAGCCUCACACGCUCUUUGCGAAACCCAGAGUUUCUGAGAUUCCUGAUGUUUCCGUGCUGUCUUUAUUUAAUUUUUUUUUAAAUGUUUUUUUUUUUUUUGAGAAAGAGACAGAGUGUGAGCGGGGGAGGGGCAGAGAGAGAGAGAGGGAGACAUAGAAUCCGAAGCAGGCUCCAGGCCCUGCGCUCUCAGCACAAGAGCUCCACCCAGGGUUCAGACCGGUGAACACCAGAUCCUGACUUGAGCGGAAGUCCGACGCUUGGAGCCACCCCAGGCGCCCCUAUUUAUUUAUUUAUUUUAAAUGUUUGUUUAUUUUGGGGAGAGGGAGACUGAGUGGGGGAGGGGCAGUGAGAGAGAGGGACGGAGGUUCCCAAGCGGGCUCUGAGCUGACAGCAGAGAGCCCACUGUGGGGCUCAAACUCACAAACCGUGAGAUCAUGACUUGAGCUGAAGUCCGCCUUUUUAUUUUUUUAAUUUAUUUUUAUUUUUAAUUUUUGUAAUUUUCGAGAGAGUGGGCGCAAGUGGGGUAGGUCCAGAGAGAUAGGGGAACAGAGGUCCAAAGCGGGCUCCCUGCUGACAGUAGAGAGCCUGAUACAGGGCUGGGACUCAGAAACUGGAAUCAUGACCUGAGCUGACGUCGGACGCUGAACGGACUAAGCCACUCAACACCCCUGUCCUCCCAAAUCCAUGCUUAACCGACUGAGUCACCCCAGUAGGUAGACUUCACCGUCACUCUCCCAGGAUGGCAACCAUUGACUUGACCCAUGAUCUUCUUUCUAGGAAUCCUUUCUCCCAUCCUGAGGAAAACACAGAGAUAGAAGGGAUGGUGGCUGUCAGGCCGAAAAAUUAUAAUCAGAUUGCAGUGACCUUUGACGACGUGGCAUUGGACUUCACCCAGGAGGAGUGGAUAUUACUGGACCUCUCUCAGAGAAACCUAUACAGAAACGUGAUGCUGGAGAACUACCAGAACCUGGUCACAGUAGGAUAUCAACAGUCAAAACCCAGCCUAGUAGCUAGGUUGGAACAAGAAGAGUUGAGGACAGUGGAGAAAGGAGUUUUCUCAGAAUGGCAAACUCAACAUCAAAGCAAAGAGUCACCAUCUCUCCAGGAUUUGGGGGAAGGAAAAACAGCCAGAGAAACUCAAAAAGAAAGGACCCACCAGGGAGCAGAGCUCUCUGAGUAUGAGCAAAGUGGGAAAAUCUUAAGCCAACACUUACUCCUUAAGACACACAUGAGAACGGAAAAUAGAGAGAACACUUUUGAGCAUACUCAGUAUGCCAACAGCUUCCGUCCUCUGCAAAAGGAAAGCUCUACGAGAGAGAAGCUUUCUGAGUUGAGUCAGGGUGGUAAAGUCUUCCACCUGACUCCACACAGCAUGUAUGAGAGAACCAGUCUGGCAGAGAAGCCUUCUGAAAAUAGUGGCUGUGGGAUGACGUUCAUUAGUCAUUCCCACUUUCAGACACAGGGGAGAAGUCAUGGUGGAGGAGACCUCUAUGAAUGGAUGCUUCCAUUUCCAGGGAUCUCAGUUCCCUCAGCAGGUCACCCUGUGUAUAUGCAAAUGCACACGGUUAGAGACCCCUAUGAAUGUAGGGAGUGUGGGAAGUGUUACGCAAAUGUGAAACGUCUCAAUAAACACAUCAGUCGAUUUCACGCUGGAAUAAAACCAUUUGUGUGUAGCGAAUGUGGAAAAUCUUUCUACACUUCCUCACACCUUUAUAUACAUUUUAUGAUUCACACUGGAGAGAAGCCCUAUGAAUGUAAAGAAUGCGGGAAACACUUCCAGUGGCCCUCAAUGCUUCGUAAUCAUGUUCAAACUCACACUGGUGAGAAGCCUUAUAAAUGUAUGAUAUGUGGGAAAGCCCUCAGUAGUUCCUCAUAUCUUAAUCAUCAUUUGAGAAUUCAUACUGGAGAGAAGCCCUUUGAAUGUCAGGAAUGUGGGAAAUGCUUUGCUUGGAUCUCAGGCUUUCGUAGACAUGUUCAAACUCACAGUGGUGAGAAGCCCUAUAAAUGUAAGGAAUGCGGGAAAGCCCUCAGUAGUUCCUCAAUUCUUAAAGCACAUUUGAGAAUUCACACUGGAGAGAGGCCAUAUAAAUGCAAGGAAUGUGGGAAAGCCUUCAUUAACUCCUCACGACUUAAUGAACAUUUGAGAAUCCACACUGGAGAGAAACCCUAUGAAUGCAAGGAAUGUGGGAAAUCCUUCCAUCUUUCCUCAAGCUUAAUUGGACAUUUAACAGUUCACACUGGAGUGAAACCCUAUCAAUGUAAGGAAUGUGGAAAAGCUUUUGCUUGGCCCUCAUUCCUUAAAAAACAUUUACGAACUCACAAUGGAUAGAAGACCUAGGAAGUGGUGAAUGUGGGAAAUUCCAUUUGAGAACUCACACUAGAGCGAAGCCCUGUGAGUGUAUGGAAUGUGGGAAAGCCUACACCACUUCCACAUCUGUAAAUACACAUUUGAAGUCCCACUGGAGACAAGUCCUUUGAAUGUACACACUGACUGAAGGCCUUCACUGUUUCCUCAAGCCUAACUCAACAUGUAAAAAUUGACCCCAGAGAGAAACUGUGAAUGUAAAGAAUGUGAUAAAGCCUUCACAUUGUCGUCAUGACUUACUAAAACACCUAAAAAUGCACAAUGGAUAGAAGACUUACAUACAUGAUAAACGUGGGAAAGCCUCAGUUUUUCCAGUUCAUUUCAAAAACACGAAAGAAGCCACAUUGGAGGGAUACCGACUGAAUAUGAGAAAUGUGGGAAAGUCUACAGGUGUCCCAUUGAAUACAUGGAAGAACUUCCUAACUAGAUCUUGUAUGAAGUUAAGCAAUGUUGGAAAGCAAUCAGGACACCCUACAACCCACGCUGGAACAACAGUGAAGUUGUUCAAUGUGUAAGAGACGUGUGGAACUCCGCUAAUAGGGUGGUUUUGUAGACCUGUGAACAUGUGCCGCUCUACCCCCACUAUUUUUGGGAAUAUUUUGGCUUUCUUUACUCAGCUAUCUGUGCUAUUCUAGUCGAGUUUCUACACCAGGUUGCAGUCUAGACCCAUGUGAGACUAGCAGUUUUAGACUUAAUGCUAUUCAAACCACCUGGGUUCUCUAGUUGUAUGGACCUUGUCUAAUACUGUGAAGAUGGUGACCACUUGAAUUAGUUCACUGCUCAUGGAAUCCAUCUGUAUUCCCUCCUGCUGGCCAAGGUGGGUGACAUAUGUCGCUAAAUUUUCUGGAAAUGCUCUUGUCCCUCUCACACUUGAUCCUUUGGGUCAGGAAAGACUUUAGGAAUGGUGUGGGUAUACAUCCUAAUUUCAUGGUCCUAGAAGGAGAGCAAGACUCCCAGUAGUAGGGAAGGAAAUAAUGUGUUAAUUUUUGGUAGCUUCCCAGUGAGAGGCUGGGAAUGGAGAAUGUUCUCUUUGUUCUUACAUCACCACAUCCUGGAAGAACAAUUAUGUCAUUUGUGUGUGUGUUCAGGAAGAACUGCAUCUGGCAUGUGACUUGGUUAGUUUCUCAUCCUUUUGUAUGCUAUAAAACACAAAACCAUGUGAUUAUGGCAGGUCCUGGUAUCCUGAUGUACUUGAUGCAUCACUGGCAGUUCUUGAAAGUGGUCUUUGGAUAGAGACACAGACCAUCACAACCUAGUUUCAAUUUUGUGUUAACACAUUCAUUAUACCUGUGACACUUGAGUAGCCUUUGGUUAUGUUGUGGGUGGCCGUGGAGGCUGCAGCUGCUUAAUGUCACUUCCUAUGGGGCUUAAUGAAACCAGUGUAGAACAUUCCGGAUCAAGCUUAAUGAUAAAUCCUGAUCAGAAGUGACCUGGGCACAUUUGUGGUAUGUUUGUGUUUGGAUGAGAUUGGGUUACAGUGUGAUUCUCUUGGGUAUGGGUGUGGUCUUCACUGCUUUGAGUGGGUUGCGGCAUAUAAUACAUUGGCCUUCCUUAGGUGACAUAAUUAGUCAUCUCAAAGCCUACAUGUCUUACCUAACCAAACGUGUUCACAGUCAAAUGAGACUAAGUCCUUGACUUCACGGUUGAGGUAAGUACUGCAGGUUGGCCUUAUCUAACUACUUGGACUAGUAGUAAGUGCUGCAUGAGAUAAGUCAAACAGGUGAGCUCCGAAUCUCUGGUAUUAGUGGAUAACAAAGUUGUAUAUGAAGUGGAAAAAGUGCCAGAAGUCUGUUUAUUUUUCAUGUUUUCUUAAUGAAAAGUUCUUAGUUUUGAGUCAGAUUUAUAAUUUUCUCAUGUAUCCAGAUAUUUUGUUGUACCUUGUUUAUAUAUAUUCUGCGAUCUCAUAUUUUUGUAUUUAUGUAACCCAUCUGAAGUACUUUAGUGUAUGGUGUGACUCUAUGUCUGAUUGUCUCUCUUGCUUAGAUAUCAAAAUUACCUGGACCAUUUAUUGAAAAGAUAAUCUUUCUUUUUAUCUCUAUAGUGCCACUUCUGUCAUUGCUUAGAUUUUCAUAUAUUUGUGUGUUUCUAAGUAUGAUUAAUUGAUUUUCUAAUGUUGAACCAAUCUUGUAAUUAUAGAAAAAACUCAAUUUGGAUAUAAUGAAUUCUGUGUUUAGCCUGAAUUAUUUUAUUUACUGGCAAUUUGAGACGUCUUUUGGUAUUUAUUUUUGGGUAAUAAUGGGGUGUAGUAGUCUUUGUCUGUCAUUGCUCGAAACUUUUUUUUUCCUUAAGUAAUCUCUGUGCCAAACUAGGGCUCAAACUCAAGACCCUGAGAGUGAGUUGAAUGCUCUACCCACUGAGCAAGCCAGUCAACCCUGAAAUUUUUAAUGAAAAUUGGCCUAUUCUUUAGUAAGUGCAUAUACUUACUUUAUGAAUCUCUAAAUCAUUUUUGCAGAUUAGAAUUAGAAUAUUUUGUACACUGGACUUUCAACCCAUAAGCAAUGUCUCCCCCUAUAUUUGCAUGCAAAGACACUUAGUGUAUUCUAAUCUUCAAAAAAAUUUUUUUGUAUUUUUUUGGUCUACAUUUCUCUGAAAAUCAGUGGUGUUGAUCAUCUUGUCCCGUGUUGGCCAUCUGCCUUUUUUGGAAAAAUGUACAGUUGGGGUCCUCUGCUUAUUCUUUAAUUGGAUUUUUUUUGAUGUUUAAUUGUGAUUUUUUUUUUCUUUUGUUUAAGGAUUUUAUUUUUAAGUAAU